Gallus gallus (chicken) is the source of this 6207-nucleotide messenger RNA. RefSeq names its product RIMS binding protein 3C (gene RIMBP3C). Gene Ontology annotation, molecular function: protein binding. The transcript has 11 exons. Gene Ontology annotation, biological process: neuromuscular synaptic transmission. Lineage: Eukaryota; Metazoa; Chordata; Aves; Galliformes; Phasianidae. The coding region runs from base 4650 to 6017 and encodes 455 amino acids. The record is from RefSeq and is a predicted model, not a curated record.
GGGAGGGAGAAGUAGAGUACGGAGCCGGGUAGGGGCGCGUAGAAAGGGUACCAAAAAAGCGUUAGAGACUGCUGGAGACUGUAGAGGAUACUGGGUGCCAGCCCUUGAGGUGCUGUCACUCCCUGGCGUCACCCAGUGCCACUCCCUGGGGAUCUGUGUCACCCCAGGUCUCACGCACUGCCACCCCCUGAGGGGCUGUGUCAUUCCUGGUGUCACCCAGUGCCACCUCCACACCUCAAGUGCUGUGUUCAACCCAAGUGAAUGUCAUAGAAUCUCGGAAUAGUGGACUUACUGCAGGGAUUACAGGAGACACAUGGGUGCAACGACAAAGACGUUGGGACCCCUUUGUCCCUCCCGUUGCUCCUCCUGUUACUCCUUCCUCCCUAAUUCCUUUCCCUGUUUAUUUUCCCAUCCCUUCUUUGUUCCUUUCCAAUUUCUUUACUAUUCUUUGCUUGCUCCUUGCCCAUCCCUUUCUCUGUCCUUUUGCCCAUCCUUUUCCCAUUUCCUUUCCCACCCUAUGCCCAUUUCUUCCUUGUUCCUUGCACAUUUCUUUUCUGUUCCUUGCUUGUUCCUUGCCCGUUCCUUUUCUCUUUUUCGGUGGAUCACAGAAACCUGCUUUUGGCACAGGAAAAUGCAAAAGGAGGGAGUAAGAGGUGAAACUGUGUGGAAGUUCACCUUGCAGAUCAUCUCCAGAUCCAUCAUCACGAAGCUGCGGCAGGAGGACCUUGCCCUGACCAACACCAGACUACUGCUUUGUCUGCAGGAACUGGGAGCAGAAGCAUGCAGCCCUCUGCAACCUCUAUGGCAGCAUUUCCAGGCCUUAAUCUUCUGCCAGGUACAGCUCAUUUGCAAGCAGUGAGCUGCCAGUGAUCCAUCUGACAUGAUCAACCCCAGUGUGAUGUCAGCACUGCUUCAAAGAUCACCAAAAACUAGGGAACAGGUGCAAGGGAUGGAUGGGAAACACACAGUCAGAAUUAAAAGCUGAAAGUGGUAACAACAACAUAUAAUAGUUUGAACCAUAUUUGCUUGGCUUUCGUGACGGGCAUUACGUGGAAACCAUGCUCUGUUGCCUCAGCCUUUGUGUUUUGCAUCUAACAAAGGCAUUUUGUGACCCAACUUCGUGGGGUUUUUUUUUCUGUGUGUGUUUGUUUGUUUGUUUGUUUGUUUUCCUUAUUUUGAGGCUCUGCCUAUUCCAAAGCACUACAGCCUCAAUGGGAAGGAGCAGGGGUGUUGGGAAUAUGAAGGACUGGCAGCGAGGGAGCAAGGAUUUGGGUAAAGCGAUGGACAGGCAUUAAGUUAGAGGAACAGUAGUAGGGAUUUGGAGAAGUUAAAGGAGCGUGGAUUGAGAGCAGCAGUUGCAGAGCUGCUGGAGAAGUUCAGCUGCCUUCUUUCACCCAUGCAGACCUGCUGGAGUGUAGACUGACUCUCAGUGAAGAUGAUUCUAAUGGGCACCGAGUGGUGCUUCAUUCCUUCUCCACACUUCUGUCUCCCUUUUUUUCCAAACCAUCUGUUGGGAAAAGUUCUGCUGAGAAUGAACUUUUACGCAUGUAGAGAAAGGAAUACCAAAAAAGUAUCUCAGGGAAACCAUACCUAGUGACGCAAAGAGAAGCGUGGAAGAUUCAAAGUCAAGGCCUGAGAAAAUUACUUGGUGAGCAAUACAAAAAAUGAAGAGAGCAGACAGUGUUUGCCAAGCCCAGAAAUGUAAAUUUGUCAGUAAUCAAGCUUCAAGAUGCUUAAGACUUGGAUGAUAUCUUUGCGGUGAGAGGGAAGAGUGUGUGAAGUGGUGCACAUUAGAUAAGCUAGACAUCACUUGGAAACCUGUGUGCCUGGACCUCUUAGUGCCAUGCCCAGGCUGCUGCCAGGGUAGAGGUCCUCUCCAUGGGAAGAAAGGAGCAAGACGUGGAAGGAAGGAGAGCCACAUUAUAAGCUUGAGUUGAUGGCUGCAUAGCCAUGAGGAAGGAUCUUGGAGCAGUAACUUGGUCUACAGGAGUGAAACCAGAAGUGUAACUGGAUGUGAGUUCUCCUCUUUUGCUGUUGGCUUGUCUUGUGUGAAGCCCACCUCAGCUUGGGCAGAGCCAUGGAAGCCCUCAGUCUUGUUCUCCCAAGGGAUUCUGUAGCUUGGAAAGGUGUUUGAUGCUGGAACCAUGAAAGUAGGUUUAUGCUCCCUCCCCAGCCCACGAGAACAGCUGGGCUGGGUACACUUCCCAGUUCUGAGGCACACAGGUGGGAGAGGGCAGGCCACUGCCUCUGCCCCUUUCUGUCUCUGCCUAAUGGCAUUUCUUCUUCUUCCUGUCAAGAUCCUGCUCUAGAAGUAGACUGUAGUUGUAAGGAAUUACAGAUUUUAUUUUAAGCAGUCAGUCUUGGGGGUCACAGUGUAGAGCCUUGAAAGACAUGGGUCAGAUAGCAGUGUUGCAGAAACACAGAUUUAUCCAGACAGGCCAUAUCCUUGCCUCCAGCCAUGACACUUGGGAAGCCCUCGCUGGAAGCCAGCCAGAGCUGACUUAUGUGCGCUUGCUAAUUCAGAGGGAAACAUGUUUUUCUGUUUGAAGUGGGUUUCAGUUAUUCUCUCAGGCUUUUGCUUUGAUGCUCAUCUGAUGCUUUCAAAAAUCAAUUUCCUUAUUUAUUAACAAGGCUGUCUUACUGCAAGCAAAGACCUCAUGCAGCUAAGUAUAUAUCUCGUUCUACAAAUUUUUAGUAGAAAAAAAAAAAAGAAUACUAAAACUUUGCAAGGAUUUUAGCAGUGCGUAAAUCUUCCACGAUAAACUAGCUUUAGCUACAGAGAUUACAGAGGCCAAAACUUAUUUCUGCUGGUUCAUUUAUAAUUUACACCAAUGUCCUAUGUUGUUCACAAUAAUAAAUUUCAUUCAUGAUGCAAUUCUAGUUACAGUUCCAGUUGCUGAUAAAAACAGAAGUCUCCGCAGUGAUCAACGUGGUGGAGAGGUGAUACAAGAGGUGUAAUGAGAAAGGGACUGAACACAAUAGAAAGGUGUUAUAAGGGAAGGAAAAGAGGACUGCUCGCCUGUCUCCAGAGAUCUAGGCUCACGGGGGGAAAACUCUGCAGAGGAGGGAUCUCUGGAAAGAAAACCUUCCCCGGUGGCAGUCAGCCCUUCAGCGAGGUCUAAGGGAGGUGCAGCCAGGCUCCAGCCCUUCUGGUCACACAGGUGGAUUGCCUUCUCCUGUGCUCUCAGGGCUGCCCGAGUCUUUUCCCCAGGUCUCAGUCAGUGGUUCAGGCCAGGACUCAACAGUUAGAAUACAUCCUCUUACACGACAGCAUAAAGCGAGAUACAGGAGGCUGGCUGCGCAAUCAGGCUGCAGUCAGAGUCCAAGAAUUAGAGGGCCGAGCAAUCAUCAGCUGUAUGAAAUUUAGCAAGAGCAAGUGAUGGAUUCUGCACCUAGGACAGGAGAAGCAUGGAUGUAUGUACAGACUGGGGCAGGAGCGGAUGGAGAAGAGCUCUGUGGAAACGGUUCAGGGGGUUCUGGUUGGUGACAAAGUUGAAUGUGAGUCAACAGUGUGCCCUGGUCAUCAGAAAGGCCAACUGUAUCCUGCUGGCUAUCAGGCAUAGCAUUGCCUAUGGCAGUACGUAUGAGGUCAUCUGGUUUGUUCAGCAGAAAGAACAGGAUAUCAAGAGCUAACGUCACUGUGGCCUACAGCUUCCUCACAGUAGGAAACAGGGAGAAAAGCAGAGAUCACUUUCACCUGGUGACCAGCAGUAGGACCUGGGGGAACUGCAUGAAGCUGCGUCAGGGGGAUUUCCGAUUGGAUACUGGAAAAAGGUGACCCAUCGUCAGGGCUUCCCUCAGGCUGCUGGAAUCAGCGCGUGCAGCAGUAACGAUCACAACCUGUGAAGCUCACACAGCCUAAAGUGUAGAAGCCUUGCAGAGAAAUCUUGUCUAAUGAGAGGGCAAUCAGCAAACGUGGGAAAUUUAACAAGAGCAACUGCCUGAUUCUGCACAUGGGACUGGACAACCCUGGUGUUAUGCUGUAGGAAGAGACUUAGCACUAGUAACUAAAGUAAAUGAGGUUGUAUAGAAACGUAGCUUUCUCCUCGUUGCAAAAGCUCGCUGUUAACAGCGAAGAAGAGGAUUCAACUGGAUAAGUUUCAGGAGACAUCAAGAAUGACGGGAUAACAUCUGUAUAGCAACACGUGGAGAAGUACUGCCUGUUCUGGAAAGAUGCUGCCCAGGAAGCACCACCUGGAACUGGAUGAACGGGUGAAUGAAGAGGGAGAGACACAGGCCCAGAAAAUUAGAUUGGUUAAAAGGGACAAUUUGAGAUGGAACUAUGCAAGGAUGGGGUUGUGGCAACUCAUGAAAACUAUGGGAUUGAAAGUAACGGAAUUCUUCUUAAGAGAUGUUCGCCUUGGGCUGUAAAUCGCAAGAACUGCAAACAAAUGAGGAUAAGGGACAGUCAGAGUGACCUACUGAAAGCAGAAGUCAAAGCUUGAACCAGAGAAUGUUGGAGGGGGCAGCAGCAUGAUUCCUUCAGCACAAGGUGACAGGAGUGCAAGUGCUGCCACGGUUUCUGGAGACCCAGGUGGGACCCUAUAGGUGAUGGCCAUCAGACCCUCCCGCCUCAAAGCAUCUGGCUGCCAGCAGUGGGCUUGGCUCUGUGCGACGCUCACUGUGGCUGUAGCAGCAGUGGUGGAAGCAUGGUGCAAGUGUGGGGGGCCGUGGCCCCUGCCCGCCUUGUCCUUCUCCUCGUCCUACUGCUGGCCAUGUGUUUCCGGGAGACCUGCACUGCUCCACGGCGAGCACCGGGAGCAGAUGAUGAGCUUGGUGCUCCCUUCCUGGAGAGUCCAGACUUCAUGCCUGUGCCUGAGGGACAGCCUGGAGGCCCUGCUGGUGAAUCAGCAGAUCGGAAUCCUGUCCAUGAGCCUGAGGGGGAUGCUGGAGAUGUGACUGGAGGAGGCAAUCCAGCUUCCCUUCUGAGUUCCGGGACUGAAACGCCGGUGGAUCGCGUGGAAGUGCCCCCAGGGAGGGCUUUGCACGCUCGUUGGUUCCUUCCUGUGCUGGAGCCCAGAAAGGAUGAAUCCAGAAGAGGAAAAUACUCACGGGGGUCCUCCCGUCUCCUAAAGGAACUGCUGAAGGGAAUGGAGAUGGCAGCUCAUGGGACUGACCGACGGACUGCGCAGAAGGAGGCACUGCAGGAAUGCAGCCAUCCCAGACUGCCAGCCUCAGACAAAGGAACACAGGCAGCGCCAACAACUGGCAUGCCAAGUAAUUUCUGUCCCAGAAAUUUUUCAUCAGGGAUGAACGCAGGGAAAAACACAAAGGCUGCUGUUUGCAGAUCUGUGCAAAAGCGCCACAUCGCAGUGCUGGUACUGCUCUCAGCUGUGCCGCUGUCCACGCUGGUGCUGGUCUGCGUUGCUGUGUCAUGCACGUGGAAAAAAUGCCUAGUGUGCAAGAGAGAAGAGAGAGCAGGAGAACGCGCUCAUCCCGACACCAACUGGGAGAGAGUUCCAACUGGAGAUGAAGGGAGAGUGGAGCUGGGAGAGGCAACAAAAGAGAUUCUUGCCCAAGCAAACAAGAAUCUCAGCAACAGUUCCAGUCCGUUCCAUUCUGCCAUCCAAGAGGCCAAAGAUCUUCAAACUGAUCUGGAAGACCUGGAGCGUGAACGCAAAGCCAUGAAAGAGGUCCAUGGGAACAGCUGUGAGUGCUGCUUUCUGUCAGAGGACGGCCCUGAAAGUGAGAGCGGAGGAUCAGCAGUAGAGCGUUUGUCCUUCACCCUGCCUUCUCCAGGACAAGUAUCACCAAUGCUUAGAAGAUUCUUAGCUCGCCGUAGCUACGAUCCUUUUGAGGGUCCUAAUGAGGACCCAGAAAGUGAGCUUCCUCUGACCGCUGGACAAUACGUUUAUGUCUUUGGAGAUGUGGAUGAGAAUGGCUGGUUUCUGGGAGAGCUGACAGAUGGCACAAGAGGACUGGUCCCUUCCAAUUUGGUUGCAGAGGUUUCAGAUGAUGACCUGGAUACGACGCUGCCUCCAAAGCUUCGUGAUCUCCUGCUGGAUACUGAUGGUUAAGUGGAUGCAGAGAUUCCAUAAUGCAGCAACAUCCUGUCAAAAUUCUUGCAUUACUCCAUCUGCAAGGCUACCGCCCUGCUCCACUUGAUGUUCAAGUGAAGUGUGAGCAGCAUGUGGAUGAGCUCCUUCUGGAACAGCCUGAGAUGACUGACAGUGCAACUGCAUGGUCUUACUGCAUAUUAAAAAAUAU